Radiomyces spectabilis is the source of this 525-nucleotide messenger RNA. RefSeq lists its product as uncharacterized. The coding region runs from base 1 to 525 and encodes 174 amino acids. The transcript is spliced from 3 exons. The record is from RefSeq and is a predicted model, not a curated record. NCBI's taxonomy places the organism in Eukaryota, Fungi, Mucoromycota, Mucoromycetes, Mucorales, Radiomycetaceae.
AUGCUGAAUCGGCUUCGUGUAGCAUGCCACGGCCACCACGGUUCAUGGUUACGAUUAACUGUUUCUAAAGCCACUUACGCGACUCAAGUCCCUAAAAAAGCCGCAGGCGUUUUUACCAGCAACAAACACAUUGCACAACCUGUCCAGGGCGAAACCCCAGCUAUCAACAAGACAUUGGUCUAUAUUGGCCCGUUUGCCGAAACCAUCCGACGAUAUAAAAUGACAGCAUCCUUAUUCGGUAUCUGCGGCCUGUGUGCGGUUCCAGCAUUGAUGAGCACAGGACAAGCCCCGCCACUGAGUGUCAUCAAGGACAAAUGGUUGGGCAUUGAAACGUGCAAUUUCUUUGGCAAAUAUUCGGAAGAGAAUAUGUGGCUGUCCGAAUUAAGAACGGUGCCAUCAGAAAAGUCGGUGCUUUGGAAGGACACGAAGCGAAGAAAAGCAACGUUUGCACUGGAAAAGGCGGUGAUGGAAAGUGAUCCUUUCCUUCGAGGGCUGGCCGAUCGGUGCCGGAAAAUGAUAUCAUAA